GCAACUCGGGACGUGGUGCUGAGCCGGACACCAGAGCAGGAGGAGGACCGGACGGUGAGCUUGCAGAAUGCUGCGGCCAUCUAUGACCUCCUGAGCAUCACGCUGGGCAGGAGGGGGCAGUACGUCAUGCUCUCGGAGUGCCUGGAACGAGCCAUGAAGUUUGCGUUUGGAGAAUUUCACCUUUGGUACCAAGUGGCCCUCUCUAUGGUGGCUUGUGGGAAGUCAGCCUACGCAGUGUCACUGCUGCGGGAGUGUGUGAAACUGCGGCCCUCAGACCCCACUGUGCCCCUGAUGGCUGCCAAGGUCUGCAUCGGGUCCCUGCACUGGCUGGAAGAGGCGGAGCACUUUGCCAUGAUGGUGAUCAGCCUGGGGGAUGAAGCGGGGGAGUUCCUCCCCAAGGGCUACCUGGCAUUGGGUCUCACCUACAGCCUGCAGGCCACCGACGCCACCCUGAAGUCCAAGCAGGAUGAACUACACCGGAAAGCGCUGCAGACGCUAGAGAGAGCCCAGCAGCUGGCGCCCGGUGACCCCCAGAUCAUUCUCUACGUCUCCCUGCAGCUCGCCCUUGUCCGACAGAUCUCCAGUGCCAUGGAGCAGCUGCAGGAGGCCCUGAACGUGUGCAGGGAUGAUGCCAAUGCUCUCCAUCUGCUGGCACUGCUCUUCUCUGCCCAGAAACACUACCAGCCCGCCCUGGACGUCAUCAACAUGGCCAUCACCGAGUACCCCGAGAACUUCAACCCGUCAGAGACAGGGGUGACCACAGGGCAAACGCCUGGCGCCCUGGGCUUGCUUCAGAGGAUGUUGCAAGUGGUUUUGCCUGUGGCCUUUGCCAAGGCGCUGAGGACUGCUGUGGACGGCUUCCUCUACACCAAGGGACACAUGCCUCCCCGAUCCGGUGUGAAGGAGCCCCCACUCUCCCCAGCUGCCGUCUACCUGGAACCCAAUUUUUACUUCCUCGCAGAAGAUGAACUGAAGUUAGCUGGCUCCUGUGCCCGUUUAUUCUAUCUCCCCGACCAGGGUCUGCCUGGCCCCCGCACCCAGUGCGCAGUGGACAUGCAAGAGGAACGAUGCUGA
This is a messenger RNA of Galeopterus variegatus (Sunda flying lemur), 1074 nucleotides long. RefSeq names its product tetratricopeptide repeat protein 7A-like. Lineage: Eukaryota; Metazoa; Chordata; Mammalia; Dermoptera; Cynocephalidae. The record is from RefSeq and is a predicted model, not a curated record. Gene Ontology annotation, cellular component: plasma membrane. The transcript is spliced from 9 exons. Gene Ontology annotation, molecular function: protein binding. Gene Ontology annotation, biological process: phosphatidylinositol phosphate biosynthetic process; protein localization to plasma membrane. The annotation marks the transcript as partial.